Messenger RNA from Prorocentrum cordatum, 904 nucleotides. NCBI's taxonomy places the organism in Eukaryota, Dinophyceae, Prorocentrales, Prorocentraceae. The record is from the annotation of a GenBank genome assembly.
GGGAGGGUGUCCUUGAGAGCCACGACGGCGAAAAGGAGCACAAGCGUGCAUGUCGCCCGCUCGCUCCCCCGCGAAGCCACUUUGGCUGUCGGACGGCUCAGCGCUCCUCCCGCCCCCCCCCCGUGGCAUGCAGGACGGCUCGGCGCCGCACCCCGCGCCUGGGGCGGCCGGGGCGCUCCCGGCGGGCGCCGAGCCCUGCCGCGCGGGUCUCCUGCGCGGCCUGGAGGCGGCUGGCCUCUGGAGGGCAGCGGGCCGAGGCUGGAGGGAUCGGACGCAGCUUGCUGAGCUGCUCGCUGACGUGCAAGCGCAGCUGGGAUCAGAGGCCCCCGCCGUCCCGGGGCCGCCGCCGCUGCUGCUGGCGCGGCUCCUGGCAGCGGACCUCCCCGCGCUGCUGCUGGCGGCGCUGGGCGCCCUCGAGUUCGAGGAGAGGAAGGCCGCUGCGAGGCUCGCGGAGGACCUGCUGGCCGCCGGGCCGCAGCGCGGCCCGGCCGCGGGCCGCCAGGUGUGCCACUACCUGCGCGGCCGGCCCGAGGUGGCCGACCUGCUGCUGCGCGGCUGCCGCAGCGGCGAGCUGGCCUUCCUCUGCGGGGGGCUGCUGUGCGCGUGCGCGCGCGACGCGGCGGUGGCGGCGCUGCUCCUCGAGGAGGGCGUUCCGCUGAGGCUGGCGCGCACGGCGCGCGGGGCGAGCUGCUUCGAGGUGGCCACCACGGCCCUCGCCACGCUCCAGGAGGUGCUGGUGGGCGGCGCGCAGGCCUCUGUAGCGUAUUUGCUUGACAAGUUCCACGAAAUCUUCACCGUCUUCAACGACCUCUUACAGGCCGAGGACUACGCCCUGAAGAGGCAGGCCCUCUCGGUGCUGGGCCGGGUGCUGCUGAGCCCGGGGUUCGGCAGGGUCAUGUCGAGG